Megachile rotundata (alfalfa leafcutting bee) is the source of this 2416-nucleotide messenger RNA. RefSeq names its product yellow-h (gene Y-h). The record is from RefSeq and is a predicted model, not a curated record. Gene Ontology annotation, cellular component: extracellular region. Lineage: Eukaryota; Metazoa; Arthropoda; Insecta; Hymenoptera; Megachilidae.
AUUUUCAAACAAACAAAUGAAACAAUGUUACGUGACUAUUACGAUUACUUAAAAGCGAGCGUUGAUUAGAUCGAAUGGCUCGAUAACGAUCUAUUUAUUUAAAAUAUAUGUAUAACAAAAUGCAAAGCGGCGGGCGCAGAAAAACAUUACUUUCCGCUUUCUCGGUUCGACCGAACCAAUUUCAGUCGGACGAUCGAUGGCUUCAGUGUCAGUUCGCGAGAUUAAGUAAUCACGAACGGUUGUAUGCACCGGGCAACGAAAUUUUCUCGAAUGUCGAAGAAAAUAUCGAGCGUGACGUUCUUUUAUCGUGGCAAACGUUUUCACGACUUUAACGCGCCUUCGAAAUUAUUCAUUUCUCAUCGCUUCUUCUUUAAUAAAUUAAAUCAACGAAGUAAGAGAGCGGAAUAACGGAACAGGAGCGAAUAAAAGGGAAGGACGAGGAAAGGAAAGGAAGAAACGGAGGAAUUCUUUCCGAGAUAGGAAAGAUGAAAAAAAUCGAGCAAUUGUCCAAGCGUUCAGUGAUGCGAAAAAGGAAAGAUAUCCGAUCGAAGUCGGGAUCGCUCGUCCUGCCAGAGUAUUGUUGGGUAUCGUCGAGUCUCUCCGACCAUCCGAACAGAUACGCUUACGUAUCACCGAGUCAUUCGUUCGCGUACGCAUGGGACGAUUCUAAUUCCAGAUACCAACAUGAGUGCAUCGAUUGGAAAGCAUCCAAGAAAUAUACUUUUUCUGGAAGCGGUAUGGGGAACGUUAUGCCAUGGUUGGUGUCGAUGUGUCUUCUAGGCAUGCAGGAGUUUGUCGGUCAGCCUGGAAGUAACGCGUUGCCGCGGCAACUCGAGACGACGCCUCCGAAAAGCGGUUCUCCUAACUUUCGAUCGUCUCUAAGGAAUUACAAGGCACUGAUAGCGGGUCACGACGAGUUGCCUGGUCACAUAACGUGCAUCUCGCCUAAACCGGAAGAAAACUUAUCGGAUAAAUUCCCUACUACCCCCGAGUACAGUAAUCAUCUGUACGGUUCGACACCAGAUUCGAGCGAGUACUUUCUAAGCAACUUCGACAGAAGUAGAUCUCGUUCGAGACCGGCCAGUAGGAAUUUGAACACGUUUAAGAGCGAUCCUCGAUUGACGAAUCAGCUCGAAAGCCACGGGCUCAAUUACGAUCCUGGACGAGGACAGGUCGAAGAGGAUUACGUUGGCCCUGCCAUGCAACUGGUCUACGCUUGGUCCACGAUCGAUUACGUAUACGAUAGCGUGGAGGCUAGGGAUUCGGCCAUCUUCGACGGAGAUUUCAUCGCGGAGAAUAACCUCCCUCUUGGUCUGGAAGUUUCGAAGGACAAGGUUUUUAUCACUCUACCGAAAUGGAAAGAAGGAAUCCCGGUUACGUUGGCCACUGUUCCGAAAAACUCCAAGACUAAGAGUCCAAAGUUGAGACCGUAUCCGGAUUGGGGCUGGCAUCAAAAAGGUAACUGCGACGGUCUGACCUCGGUGUUCAGGAUCCAGGUGGACGAAUGCGAUCGUCUGUGGGUUCUCGACACCGGCAAAACGAACGUAGCGGAGGGUGGAAAGCAAAUCUGUCCUCCGGCAAUCUUUAUUUUCGAUUUAACCACGGACACGCUGAUUAGAAAGUACGUUCUACCGGAAGAGCAAGUGAAAGAAGAUUCCUUGUACACGAAUAUCGUUGUUGACAUUAGAAACGAGGACUGUGGUUCGGCGGUGGCGUACGCUUCCGACGUAUUCAGAUACGGAUUGCUCGUCUACAAGUUCUUCGAGGACUCAUCGUUCAGUUUCCAACACCAUUACUUCUAUCCGGAUCCAUUGGCUGCCAAGUACGAGCUCCACGGCACGAAAUUCCAAUGGACGGACGGGAUUUUCGGGAUCGCUUUGAGUCCGGUCGACAUCCACGACGACAGAACCUUAUUUUUCCAUCCUUUGUCCAGCUUUCGAGAAUUCGCGGUGUCCACGUCGAUUCUCCGAGACAAGAGAACCGUCCAAGAGAAUUCGGACUAUUUCGUGCCCAUCGGCAGACCCAGAGCCAAGGAUUACGGGCAUUCCUCGGGUUCCGUGAUAGACAGAAACGGCGUGAUGUUCUUCAACAUGGUCACCAGAGAUUCUGUUUGGUGCUGGGACACCAGGAAGGAGUAUAUACCUCAGAAUCUUGGGGUCAUAGGAACCAGCAAUCUUUCCUUGGUCUUUCCGAACGAUAUCAAGGUGGAUCACGAGUACGAUCAGAAUAUAUGGUUACUCUCGAACAGACUAGCCAUGUAUCUUUACGGAAGCGUCGAUAGUAGCAAGAUCAACUACAGAGUGUUCAAGGCUAACGCUAAAGAAGCUGUCAAGGACACCGUAUGCGACCCUAAUCACCUGGUGGUUGCUUCCGAACACGGUUACGACGAGACAUGCUGAACUUUCCGAAAGUGUUG